GUACCUCCGUACUAACACGACCUGUCUCUUCUCCAUAGCAACCCGAGACCUCUUCAACACAAGAGGCGAGCUUCUGCUGCACCUGCUGCUUCCAAUUACAUCCUCCAUGAUGGUAACCGUCUGAGAGUCCCUGGUCGUUUCGCUCCGCGUCCAGCUAUCGCCGCCUCCGUUUCCGUCCCGUCGUCUCCGCUCAUGACCGCUAGCCACGGACCUGCUCCGGCGUACUUCGGCGCUCCAGAAUUGUACCACCAUAAGGGUGAACAGCAACAGUCUACCAUGGCCACGAUGGCUACAACAGAGCCCGCGCGCUCAAGUCCGCGCAUCGCUCGGGUGCCAUACGCCUUGCAGACGGCUCCUUUAGAUUCGAAGCUCAUUUGCGAAUCACUGCCUACCACAGCUCUCAACAGGCCGAGGAAACUUUCCCAAACAUCCACCAUCACCGUCACGAGCAUCAACAGCCCGAGGGAAAGCUUUGAGACACGAUCCAGAAGCUCGUCGUACAGCAGCCACAGGACAAGCAUCGAUUCGAGUCCCACCAUGUGGAGGCCCGAUUACAUGUACUCGAGGCCCAGUCAGACGUCUGUCUUUAGAAAAAAGGCGAAGCCUGGGGAAAUCUUUGCGAAGCUGCCCGGAGAAGUUUUGGAGUUGAUCCUGGGCGAGCUCAGGAAGCUGCAUCUCGAAAAGCCUACGGAAAGCUGCGCGACAUGUUGGAUGAGGGAUGUCUGCUCGGUUACUCUUACAGCGAGAAAAUGGUGCAAGUUUGCGCGAGUGGCAUUGUAUGAGGAUAUUCAACUCAUAGGAGCUGAUUCGGCAUCUCAAAAGAAGCGACACAAAGUCACGUUCGGCUCGCGCAUGAUGCUCCUCAGACGGACACUGAGAGCGAACUCGUAUCUCGCCGGACUCGUCCACACUCUCAAGGUCCCAAGCCCCCCUACCGGGGUCUUGCUGGAGGACUAUCAUAAUCAAGUCGCCGCGCUGAUCAUGGCAUGUCCUAAUUUUGAGCGCCUAAUCGGCCUCCACCCCCACUAUAACCACUCGUACAGCAAGCUCUUGCACGCGCUUUCGUCGCGUAAGCGCCUCAAGCACAUGGAUUGGAUCGUCGAGCCUUCACCCUUUCAGCGACAACACCGAUUCAAGUCAAGCUCGGCUAGCAAUGUCGCCGCGAUGACCCAGGCAGCCUACGAUGCUUCCGUCACACCCGGCGACCUGCAACCACACCAGAGUGCGGCAUUCCUCGAUUUUCACGUCGACUGGGCCCAUCUCACGACUUUGUCGAUUCACUGCCUCCCCGGCGCAACUCUUACUCCGGAUAACCUCAUCAGCUCAGCACUGAUGCACCUAACGUCUCUGCAGCACCUUUACCUAUCAUGGAUGCCGGUGACCGCCUUUAAUGACAGCACUCUGCUUUCACUCCCUCCCUUGCGUACACUAUCACUCACCCACGUACCGGGUGUCACCAGCAGUGGUAUUUCUGCCUUGGCCACCCUCCCAACGAGCCAGGCGAUCCAGAAACUGACUCUGCGCCACACGAACCUCGAUUCCCUGCCCGCCUUGGCCCGCAUCUUUUCCAACUUUAUCCACCUCGAGUCUUUUACUCUCGUCCAAACCUUGGCGCCCACGCUCCCGGAGGACACAUUCAUAUGGCUCAUGCCAUACCUCGCCUCCUCGUCUCUUCGUAAACUUCAUUGGGACAUCACGAGCAACACGACCCACGCCAACGCCGCCGACUCCAUCCUCGCCCGCAGUAUCGCCGCCGACGGCUUCCCCACCCUACGCAGUCUCCGCAGCCCCAAUGACCCCGAGGGCAUCUUUCAAGCCCUCUGCCGGCCGCAGGAGAGGAUGGACAGCGCCAGCGAUCGCUUCCGCGGUCCCAACGGACCCGCCCGGAGCUCCUCGUUCCCCACCCCCAACACGACCUACAGCCCCGUCUCGCCGACAAAACCGUCCCGCUCGCCCACAGCCCCGGCGUCCCCUGUCAUGAGCGAUACUCCUCGCGAAUGCACCAAUCUCCACGUAGCCCGCCUCGCGGCGCAGGCCCGCCUCGAAGCCGCGCGCGCAGCGCUUCCGCGGUUUUUCCUGAACGUUAUUGACGAGGAUGGCACGGUGCUGGAGAAGUAUGGGCUUGCGGCUUUCAUCGGCACGGUAGAGAGCCGCAUCACGUAUAACCUGCGUCCCGACCCGGGCGCCAAGGAUGAGCGCGGCGGGCUGGUUGAGAUAGCGGACCUGACGGCGGACAACGGCGAGGAGGUCGCCGUUGGGCGGGAAGGCUGCCAGGGGCGGUGGAACGUGUCUUCGACCGUCUCGGACAAGAAGGAUCGGGAGAGAUGGUGGCACACUGAGAGAGGCCGCUGGCAACAACCGGAGCUUGCGUGAAGUGCGGAUCAGCCUCGCGAUGAGCUACACAUUUUAUUUCCUUGAAUGUCUCGAUGAAACGGCCAACUUUAUGAUAUCCAGAUUGUGGCAGGGGUACGGGGGAAUUGGAUCGAGA
Molecule: messenger RNA, 2488 nt
Organism: Colletotrichum acutatum
Lineage: Eukaryota; Fungi; Ascomycota; Sordariomycetes; Glomerellales; Glomerellaceae
Exons: 2
Coding region: 193-2373 (726 amino acids)
Source: RefSeq, a predicted model, not a curated record